AUGCGAGUCGGUUUCAACUGCAAAGAGAAAUGCCAUCUAUGUAUGGGACAGGACUGGGACAACACGAGUCUCGAUGCUGAAUGGAGGACAUCCAUGCCCCGAACCACAAGCCCCUUCAAUGCUGUUCCGAUACCCUUAAUGGGUGUACCGGGGAUAACGCGGGCUGAGGAUGCUUUUCCGGACUCAGCACAUGUAUUCCAUAUCAAAGGGAUCGGGCAAGACUUUGCAGCUAGCUGUGUUGUGCUCCUAGCUAAUCUCGGCGCCUGGCCGGCCCGCAGCUUGGAUGCAAAGUUGAGCAUCGGGUACAAGGCCUUCCGUGAGUGGUGUCAUGCUGAAAAGAAAACUACUUCGAUCGAUGGUUUCAGCAAACUCACCUUCGACAUGUCCUCGCAUCUUGUCAGCAGUGUUUCUAGAGAAUGCCAAUAUGAGCUAGUUGGGCCCACAAUGUGCAUCCUAUGGGUACAUCUGAGGAACAACGACUAUCCCUGCACGCACGGUGGAAAGGGUGCUGAUACUGCGAUUCUAUGUUCCUGGCUGGAGCAUUACCUCGAAACCACACUU
Messenger RNA from Symbiodinium necroappetens, 561 nucleotides. The record is from the annotation of a GenBank genome assembly. Lineage: Eukaryota; Dinophyceae; Suessiales; Symbiodiniaceae.